CGAUCAAGUAAGACACUGCAAGAUGAGAGGAAUAAGGAAAAAGACAGGUAGUAAACUAAGCAGUUACAACCCACACUCAACCAACGCGCUGAUCCCACGCGCUCACAAAGGUAUAAAAAAAACACUCCUUCGUCUUACUUACUUCGCGUUAUUUUGUAGUGACUUUUGUAACUUUUACACUGCAUCUAUCAAAGGGCAUUUUAGUCGCGGUGAUGAAGUGCGGAGUUAUGAGUUUUGAUGGACUGACUGAUUGAUGGAUAGAUGGAUGGAUGGAUAGAUAGAUGGAUGGAUGGAUGGAUGGAUGGAUGGAUGGAUAGAUGGAUGGAUGGAUGGAUGGAUG
Messenger RNA from Dothidotthia symphoricarpi CBS 119687, 340 nucleotides. RefSeq lists its product as uncharacterized. The record is from RefSeq and is a predicted model, not a curated record. NCBI's taxonomy places the organism in Eukaryota, Fungi, Ascomycota, Dothideomycetes, Pleosporales, Dothidotthiaceae. The transcript has a single exon. The coding region runs from base 23 to 238 and encodes 71 amino acids.